AUUCCCUUCCCCCUCUUUCUGUGACAUAAAAAAAUAUUGCCUUCCGGCCAAAAAUAUCCCUCCCCCCCAAUUCUGUCAGAUCUUUGCUAUAGGUUUUUUGGUUGUUUUCAAUCAACCCUGCAAUGUUAGAAUUACUUUUGGGAGAGAGGGGGUUGUUGGUUGGCUGCAGCCGUGUUGGUCUCAGGACAGGCAGGCAAGGUUCUAAUAAAAGAGGCAGAUGUGACCUCUUUUAUUAGACCAACUAAACAGUCAGAAAUUUUAGUUGCAAAUUGGUCUUUGCAAGCUUUUGGGCACACACCCUUUUGGGAGGAAGACCCUGCCAGUGGGUCAAAGGUCUGAAGUUAAGUGUCUUAAAAAAUGUCCAGUCUCUGGUGCUUGCUCUUAGAAGAAGGUGGGAGGUUAUUUAGGACAGAUGUUGCAAUGGGGUAGGGAAAGACCUCGUGUGCAACUCUCCUCCAAUUAACUGCCUCGUGUCCAUAUCUCAUCUCUUAUUUGCACGGUAUUAAAAAUUAAAAAUAUAAAAAAUCCCACCCCCCCUUUGCCCGAAAGGAAGCAAACUUGUAGCUUCAAGCGUUUCCUUUUAGGAACCCCGUGUUUGUUUGUUUUUUUUAUUUGCUUUCCUGAGUUGAAAAGGCAAAGAGAAGGACCCUUCUAUUCUUGCAGUUAGUAGUAUGUGUACCCCCAAACAUAAAUUGUGCAAAAUCUUUUAGCAGCCUCUCAUAUGCUGCAGCUCUCGCUCUGCAAUCUGGUGGUAUUUGCCAGGAAGGGUGAAGUGCACCUCUCCCACAACUCAUCCUAAAUCCAGGGCUGGUUAUGUGCGUGCCAAGGUUAGCUCUCAUCUCUUUGCUUUUUAAGUUUGCCAGAACUAGACCUCUGUUUAAGUUAAAUCAGCACAUGCGUCUUGCACAGUACUUUAGCGAGUGGAUUACAAUGACAAAACCCUCCAUGUGUGCCUUACAUGAGAAAUCUUUUAUGCGAUGCUGUAUUAAGACUUCUUCUUUUUUUGUCAUAUUGUUUAGCCCUGGAAAAAAAUGAAAACAAAGCAAUUAAAAAGAUUGACAGGUAUGGGUUUGUGUGAGACCUAUUUGUAAUUGUCAGGGUGACGUUGGCAAGAGGAGGAGGAGUAAGAAACUGAAGCAGGAAAAGCAGCUCGAUGUGUCUGUCUAUCAGUUGAGACUGUCUGAAAGCUCUGGGAUCUGAAUGUGUGUUAUAUUUCAGUGAAAAGAGAAGAGAGGGAGAGUGGAUCUCUUUCUCUCCCAGGAGUUUAAAGGGGGGGGGGGAAACAGUUCACGUUAAUCUCUCCCACUCAGUGAAUAUCUUUGUUUUUUUCCCCCCCUUUGCACACACUCUCUGGGGUUUUUCUUGGUUUUGGCUUUUUUAUUAUUAUUUUAUUUUUCUAUUGCAGAUCAAGAUCAGCCAAAAAAAAUCCAUGAUAAAAAUGUGUUUGCAUUAUAUUUAGUAUCAGAAGAAGCUGCGAUUUGUGGAGGAAAAAAAAAAGGGGGCAGCAAAGCAGAAAAGUAGUCCUCUCCGGUGGUGACACUGUUUGAUCUGUGACUGUUUGGAAGGUGGAGGAGUGACUGACAUUUCCCAUCCGGUGUCUAUGUAUGUAUGGGGGCUUUACUCCUUUUUUUUUUUAUAUUCUUUGCUUUCUUGCUCUUAGACUAAGUGCUGGGAGGAGAAGGAGAGCCUGGAUCGACCUCGGUUUUUUUUGCACAAUGAAAAAACUAUUCUCAGCGCAAUAAUAAUAAUAAUAAUAAAACCCAACAACAACACCACACAAAUCCACGAGCUUGAAACAAGCCGGCGAGCCAGCGAGAGAGAAAGUUGCGCUUUGAGACUCUUUGAUCUUGGAGAAAGGCUGAGAAAGGGGAGGGGGGGAGUGACUGAAUUUACCGUCUCAUCGCUGCUGCUUGCUCAGUUCUCCACCAAGACGAAGAAGAAGUGAUUAAGGAAAGGAGGGGGAAAAAGGGAAAGAGAGAGAGAGAGAGGAAAAAAAAAAGGACGAACGAAAGAUAAUGGAUUUGGGCUGCAGAUUGAACUGAUCCCAUCUUAUUUAUUUUGCACAUCUCCACUUGCAUCUUCCCUGCUGCUGCUGCUGCUCAGAGGACUGAAGAGCUUUGUCUUCUAAGGAACUUAAAAGAGAGAGAGAAAAAAGAGAGAGAGAGAGAUCCAGGGAAGGAAAAUUAACCUUGUAAAUGAAAACAUUUCCUAAGCAAGUUUUUGGAGUGGUGGUGGAAAUUGGCACCCCUGUCACCCGUCUGUGGCUGGCCUCAUCCCACACCCCAGCACCCCCCCCUCCCUCCACACCCCACUCGCAUCUCCAGGAGCCGACCUGGAGGGGGGGGCCGAGCCACCGAGAAGAGAAGCCAAGCAAACUUUUUUUUUCUUCCUCCCCCCCUCCUCCUCCUCUCCCUCUCUCCCAUUCCUCCCCACCCUCCCUCUCUCCUCCUAGGCGGCAUUAGAAGUUGAAUCCCAUUUUCACUCCCCUUGCCCCCCCCUCCCCCUUCCCUCAUCCUUCCUUUUUUUUAUUUUUGUAUUUGUGUGUGUGUGUGUAUGUGUGUGUGCGUGUGCGCGCGUGUGUUUGUUUCUGCAUGAAAAGAGUGGGAUUGGAAGAGGAGUCCUGUGCGGAAACUCUCCAGCGGCGGCAGAGGAGGAGGGCGGCGGAGGAGGAGGCGGCAGCACCAGCAUGCCGAGGAGAAAGCAGCAAGCACCCCGGCGCUCUGCAGCAUAUGUUCCUGAGGAGGAAUUGAAAGCAGCAGAAAUAGAUGAAGACAGCGUGGAAGAUGAUGGGCUGUCUCUGGACAUCCAGGAGAGUGAAUAUGUGUGCAAUGAAGAAACAGAGAUCAAAGAGGCUCAAAGCUACCAGAACUCCCCAGUCAGCACUGCAACUAAUCAGGAUGCAGGCUAUGGUUCGCCGUUUAGUGAAAACAGCGAUCAACUGGCCCAUUUCAAAAGCACUUCCUCUAAAGAAGAGAAAGAGGAUCAUCAGUGCACAGACAAUGCUUCGUAUCCACAGGACAGCUUGGCACAAAUAAAAGCUGUGUAUGCAAAUUUACUCUCAGAGACUUGCUGGUCCAGUUUAGCUUUGGACUUGAAGAAAUCCAGUCCAGCCAGCAGCAACAACGGAAUAAGCCAGAAUGCAAAUGCCACCAGUCCCAACACUAAUACCAACACCCACAGUACUAGUACCAGUACCAAUACUAGUACCAGUACGAGUACCAGUAGUACUAGCAACAGUAACAGUGGUGGCUCAGGUUAUGACUGGCACCAAGCUGCAUUAGCUAAAACUUUGCAGCAGACCUCAUCAUAUGGACUUCUCCCUGAGCCUAGUCUGUUCAGUACAGUUCAGCUUUACCGGCAAAAUAAUAAACUCUAUGGGUCUGUGUUCACCGGCGCUAGUAAGUUUCGAUGCAAAGACUGUAGUGCAGCCUAUGACACACUGGUGGAGCUAACAGUGCACAUGAAUGAAACUGGACAUUACCGUGAUGACAACAGAGAUAAAGAGUCUGAUAAAACCAAGCGGUGGUCAAAGCCUAGAAAACGAUCACUUAUGGAAAUGGAAGGCAAAGAGGAUGCCCAGAAAGUGCUGAAAUGCAUGUACUGUGGGCAUUCAUUUGAAUCUUUGCAAGACCUGAGUGUCCAUAUGAUAAAAACAAAGCAUUACCAGAAAGUGCCUCUGAAGGAACCAGUACCAGCCAUCACUAAACUGGUCCCUUCUACCAAAAAGCGCGCACUGCAGGACUUAGCUUCACCUUGCUCACCUGAUCCAACAGGGAUCACUUCAGAGGCCACACUGCAGAGUGAGUCUGCAAAGGAUCAGAAAACUGCCAAUCCUUAUGUGACUCCAAACAAUCGCUAUGGCUAUCAAAAUGGUGCUAGCUAUACGUGGCAGUUUGAGGCCCGGAAAGCCCAGAUAUUGAAAUGCAUGGAAUGUGGCAGUUCCCAUGAUACUUUGCAGCAACUUACUGCUCACAUGAUGGUUACUGGUCAUUUUUUAAAGGUGACCAACUCUGCCUCCAAAAAAGGAAAACAACUUGUGUUGGACCCUGUGGUGGAGGAAAAGAUACAGUCCAUACCUCUACCACCAACCACCCAUACGAGACUACCAGCCUCCAGCAUUAAAAAGCAGCCAGAUUCUCCAGCUGGGUCCACAAACUCUGAGGAGAAGAGGGACCCAGAAAAGGAAAAGGUGGUGGUCAGUGAAACAGACAAAAAAAUUAAAGAGGAGAAUGAGGACUCUACUGAAAAAUUUGAGCCAACAACUUUGUAUCAGUACCUCAGAGAGGAGGAUCUGGAUGAUAGUCCUAAAGGUGGAAUAGAUAUAUUGAAAUCUCUAGAGAACACAGUGUCGACAGCUAUCAGCAAAGCUCAGAAUGGAGCACCUUCUUGGGGAGGGUAUCCCAGUAUUCAUGCAGCUUACCAGCUACCAGGAACAGUAAAACCCCUCCAACCCGCAGUGCAGAGUGUUCAAAUGCAGCCAUCCUACGCCAGCAGUGUAAAGUCACUGUCUUCAGAACACAAUGCACUAAUCCAUUCCCCAGGUAGCCUCACACCCCCACCACACAGAAGUAAUGUGUCUGCCAUGGAGGAACUGGUAGAGAAAGUUACAGGUAAAAUCAAUGUAAAGAAAGAGGACAAACCUGUGGAGAAAGAGAAAACUUCCCCAGUUAAACCGCUGUCACCUGCUGCUAAAGAAAACAAAGACUUUCCAAAGUCAGAGGAAAUAAAUAACAAACAGCAGCAGAAGAAGAGUCCUGAUGCAGAAGUUCAGAAGGUUAAAAAGGAUAGUUCAGUGGAAGUGCAUACACCAAAUGGUACAGAGCCACUCAAAGCAAAAGUUGCCAACGGCUGUAACAAUUUAGGGAUCAUCACAGACCAUUCACCUGAGCCAUCUUUCAUUAAUCCAUUGAGUGCUUUACAAUCCAUUAUGAAUACCCACUUAGGCAAAGUUUCUAAGCCGGUAAGCCCCUCUUUGGACCCUUUGGCCAUGCUUUACAAAAUUAGCAACAGCAUGUUGGACAAACCCAUUUACCCAACCACUCCAGUCAAGCAAGCGGAUGCUAUCGAUCGGUACUACUACGAGAACAGUGAUCAGCCCAUUGAUUUAACGAAGUCCAAAAACAAACCUCUUGUUUCCAGUGUGGCGGAUUCUGCCUCAUCUCCCCUAAGGGAGAGUGCCCUAAUGGAUAUUUCUGAUAUGGUAAAGAACCUCACAGGGCGUUUGACACCUAAGUCUUCAACUCCAUCGACUGUGUCAGAGAAGUCUGACGCCGAUGGAAGCAGUUUUGAGGAAGCUCUGGAUGAACUGUCACCAGUACACAAGAGGAAAGGCAGACAAUCCAACUGGAACCCUCAGCAUCUUUUAAUCCUUCAAGCCCAGUUUGCUUCUAGCUUGAGGGAGACCCCAGAAGGCAAAUACAUCAUGUCGGACCUUGGUCCACAGGAGCGGGUACACAUCUCUAAGUUUACUGGUCUUUCCAUGACCACAAUUAGCCACUGGCUGGCCAAUGUGAAGUAUCAGUUAAGGAGGACAGGUGGAACUAAGUUUUUAAAGAACCUGGACACAGGACAUCCUGUUUUCUUUUGCAAUGAUUGUGCCUCUCAAUUCAGGACUGCUUCUACAUACAUAAGUCACUUAGAGACACAUUUAGGGUUUAGUUUGAAGGAUCUGUCAAAGUUGCCACUAAAUCAGAUUCAAGAACAGCAGAAUGUUUCAAAAGUCCUCACAAACAAGACUUUGGGCUCACUUGGAAUUGCUGAGGAGGACUUGGGCUCCACAUUCCAGUGUAAGCUCUGUAACCGAACUUUUGCAAGCAAACAUGCAGUCAAACUGCACCUUAGUAAAACACAUGGCAAGUCCCCAGAGGACCACCUGAUCUAUGUAACUGAGUUAGAAAAACAAUAGGGUCCAGGUAAGCAGCCAGGUAUGCAAGUGACCACAGGAACAUUGCACUAAACUUCUUCAUAGUACUGCACUAGGCCUGACCUGAGCCUCUGAAAUCAGUCUUACUUUUGUUGCUGAACUGGACCUUGGUUUUUCUUACACUUAUUUUAUAGCUAUAUUUAUAUGCUCUUUGUCUGAUCUGUGCAUGGGUUUCUUUUGUUUUUAUUUUUUUUGUGAGUCAAAGUCUGACCUUUAUUUUCAACAUCUGUCCUUGAUGUUAAGCUAUACUUUGUAGAAUAUAGUGGGAGACACUAUUGAGAGACAUUAAUUUAGCCGUAAAGAAAGACACAAAGAACAAUGAUAAAAAGACAUCCUAAAAUUACAAAGUUGCCAUGACAAUAAAGGUCACAGAACCCAGUAGUGUCAAGUUUUAACCCUCUGAGGACUGUAAUAGCAUUUCUGUGCCUUUCCCAAUAAACAAACAAACAAACAAACAAAUAAAGGCUUACAAGGCAUUUCAUUCAGAUCAAAGCUGUGUCCGAAACAAAACUUAUUAAAAUAUAUAUUUUUUUUAAUUAAAUGAGCUUUUUUUUUUAAAUGCAGAACUGGUUUAUGAAGAAAACGUGCAUGCAGUUCUUGGAAGAAGGAAAGCUAUUAGUACUCAAGGGGUUAGGAAGCUACAUCUGUAGAAGAUAAAUAAUAAUAAAAAAUAGCAAACCAAGUUGCCACUAUGCCCAAACCCUCUGGAUGCUGAAAAUUGCCAUUUUUUUGGCAAAAAAGUAUGCAAGCUGUUAUUUAAAAACAAAUGUAAAAAUGCUUUUUUUCCUUUUUUUUUUCCUGUAAAAUACUGCAGUUUAUAGUUAUUUACAAAUGUUAAGCUUUGGUACAAGCUGACCUUUCUAUAGUGUGCUGCAUUGGUAAAUGAAAACAUGAAAACAAAAAAAAUGGGGCAAAUGUUGGAUCUGUUCCUUGUAAAAUUGCCAGCAUCAGCUUAAAAAAUACAUGUUACAUAUCGUACCAUUUUAAACUAUUCAACUUUCUUUGUACCUUCUGGCUGUAUGCUUUCUCUUUUAACUUUUUAUAUUGUCAUUUUAUAUUCGAGUUCUGUGUAUAUAAUGUAAAACCACACUUUUUGAAUAAAAUUUAGUUCCUGCAGCUUGAUUUAAAUAGAGAAAUUUUACCGGCACCUGCAUCUUUCCAGAUGCAUGUACUUAAAGGAACUAUCUGACAAAAAAUAAAUAAAUAAAAAUAAAGCAAGCAAUGCACUAUGAAUUAUACAUUUUGAUGUUUUAUCAUUAAUAUUGUACAGUACAUUUUGGUUCACACAAUUAAAUCCACUGUUUUCUCAAGUGUAAAAUAAACCCACAUGCAGUUCUUGAUUUA
This is a messenger RNA of Alligator mississippiensis (American alligator), 7267 nucleotides long. It is a transcript of the gene TSHZ1, whose product is annotated as teashirt zinc finger homeobox 1. The coding region runs from base 2687 to 5905 and encodes 1072 amino acids. The record is from RefSeq and is a predicted model, not a curated record. Lineage: Eukaryota; Metazoa; Chordata; Crocodylia; Alligatoridae. Gene Ontology annotation, biological process: regulation of transcription by RNA polymerase II. Gene Ontology annotation, molecular function: DNA-binding transcription factor activity, RNA polymerase II-specific; DNA binding. Gene Ontology annotation, cellular component: nucleus. The transcript has 2 exons.